This is a messenger RNA of Amoebophrya sp. A120, 4205 nucleotides long. Lineage: Eukaryota; Dinophyceae; Syndiniales; Amoebophryaceae. The record is from the annotation of a GenBank genome assembly.
AUGGGGUCCGCCAGUGGACAGGCUUGUGGCGACGCAGCCGGCGUAGCGACCGACGCCUUGGACGACGCCCCAAAUCGGCAACAGGGACAACUGCACCCAAGUUCUGCUUUCUCUGCAGCACUGAAUGCAAACGCCGGCGCUUCUGUUCCAGCUGCGGCUGUGCCAUGUCCGCCGGCUGUUCCAAAAUGGACUUCGGAUAACGACAUAUGCAUUGCAAAAGUACUGCUACAUACGUCUUCAAGUACAUUUUGCAUAAAUGAACUUUUUGAAAGCGAGAAACGGAAUCUGUCAUGGGUAUUCAGCUGCGAGACCAGAUCUGAAGACGUCAUGCCACAUUGCAAUUCAUACUUACAUCAACCGCAGGAACAAUCAGGAACUAGAAGUGCAGAUGGUGUUGAUGCUGACCCAACAUCCCCGACGUCAACCGCGGCGACUGCUGCUACUGGUGGCCCGGCUACUCUGCCGCAAGAAACGUCCCGAACAGUGGGUGCCCAAACUCCUAAACCCCCAACAACUGCUGCUCACGAUCAGAGUUCGUCCGACGUCGAUUCCGAUGACGAGCCUCCCCGACAGGCGGGUCCGGCACGGGCGAAAGCCGCUGGUGGCCCAAAGUCCCCCGCCGGUAAGGCAAAACCGACGGCAAGGGUAGCUGCGAAGCGCGGCGCGCGAGGUGCACCCGUGCGUCGGGGCGGACAAGCGGAAAACUCCAGCCCCAGCGAUGAUGACAGUGAUGCAGAAGUGGCAGGUGCUGCGGGGUCGUCAGGUACUAGUGCACAGGCUGCCGCCGCUGCAGUGGCGGAGCGCGAACGGGAGGAGAAAGCUCGUGCGGAGAAAGAGCAAAAAGCCCGCGCGGAACAAGAGGCAAGACACCGUGCGGAGCAAGAGGAAAAGGCUCGCGCGGAACAAGAGGCAAAGGACCGUGCAGCCGCGCAGGAAGCACAAGAUCGCGCGGAAAGAGAGGCCAGGAAGCAAGCGGACAGAGAGGCAAAAGAGCGCGCGGACAAAGAGCGCGCGGACCUGGAGGCCAAGGACCGCGCGGAAAACGAAGAGCGUUUGCGGGCGCAAGCAGCUGCGACACCGCAAACGGUUUUGCCGGGCGUUGAAAGUCGAGCUUCCGCUGCGGCGGCUGUGGCGGCGCCAAAACCGCCCGCUGCUCCAAAACGCUUUCCCCAUGACGACAUAUGCAUUGCAAAAGUACUAUGAUCGCCUACGUACGAAGAAGUUUCGGUUUCGCAUAAUUAAGCAGGUAAAGCUUUUUCUAUGAGACACAGUAUCUGAAUCUGUCAUGCGUAUUCAGCUGAGAGACCAUACCUGAACAUGUCAUGCCAGGAGAAUUCAACAAUUUUUCAUACUACACCUACGAAUAAAUACUUUUGCAAUGUAUACGACAGUAGUUCUUCGGACAACGACAGCGACGACGAGCCUUCGAGAACAGCUGCCCCGAAGCAAAGCGCCGGUUCUGCCAAAAGUCGAGGCAAGUCGCUUGGGAAGCCCAAAGCGAAGUCGAAAUCCAAGCCGAAGCCCAAAGCGAAGCCGGAACCCGUGAUGGUUGGUCGUAAUCAACGAAGUUCGGUAGGCGCGGCAAGAAGGACGGGAGGCGCGGCAAGCAACAAAAGUAGCGACGAUGACGACUCGAGUGAUGACAAUGGACCAUCCGCCCCGGCGCAGCAACCUGCGGGAGGUGCAGCCCCCGUUGCUGCUGGUGGUCCUGCUACUCUGCCGCAUGAAGAAUCACGAACACCUGUUUCCCAAACUCCUAAACCCCCACCUGCUGCUGCUCGUCGAGAUCACGAUGAGAGUUCGUCCGACGUCGAUUCCGAUGACGAACCUCCCCGACAGGCGGGCCCGCCGCGGGCGAAAGCCGCUGGUGGUCCGAAGUCCCCCGCCGGUAAGGCGAAACCGAAGGCAAGGGUAGUUGCGAAGCGCGGCGCGCGAGGUGCCCCCGAACAUAACAGCUCCAGCGACGAUGACAGCAGUGAUGCGGAAGUGGCAGGUGCUGCGGGGUCCUCGUCGGGUACUACUAGUGCCCUGGCUGACGCCGCUGCAGUAGCGAAGCGCGAGGAGCAGGAGAGGCAACAAGGUCGCUUGGAGCAAGAGGAGAGGGAGAAACAACUGGAAAAGGAGCGAGUCGAACGGGAGCGGCGUUUGGAGCAAGAACAAAAAGCCCGCGCGGAACAAGAGGCAAGAGACCGUGUGGAGCAGCAGGAAAAGUCUCGCGCGGAACAAGAGGCAAAGGACCGCGCAGCCGCGCAGGAAGCACAAGAUCGCGCAGAAAGAGAGGCCAGGGAACGAGCGGACAGCGAGGCAAAAGAGCGCGCGGACAAAGAACGCGCGGACCAGGAGGCCAAGGACUGCGCGGAAAACGCAGAGCGUUUGCGGGCGCAAGCAGCUGCAAUACCGCAAACGGUCUUGCCGGGCGUUGAAAGUCGAGCUUCCACUCCGGCGGCGGCAGCACCAAAACCGCCGGGUGCUCCAAAACGGUCUCCUGCCGACGACAUAUGCAUUGCAAAAGUGCGAUCACAUACGCGUUGUAGGUGUACGUACUACAGUUUUUAUAUUUUGCAUCAAAAACAAACUUUUUGAAAAAUGCGUAUUCAGUUGUUCUUGAGAGACCAGAUGUACUGAAGAUGUCAUGCCAGGUUGCAAUUCAUACGAGUAAGAAUCAACAUACUUUUGCGAUGCAUACAAGAACAGUUCCUCGGACAUCGACAGUGACGACGAGCCUUCGAGAACAGCUGCCCCGAAGCAAAGCGCCUGCUCUGCUAAAAGUCGAGGCAAGUCGCUUGGGAAGCCGAAAGCGAAGUCGAAACCCAAGCCGCGGGCCGUCGCCGGACAGCGGGGUGGCUCCGUGGGGGCUGGUCGUAUUAGUCAAGUAAGUUCGGUAGCCUUUGCAAGAAGGACGGGAGGCGCGGCAAGCAACAAAAGUAGCGACGAUGACGACUCGAGUGAUGACAAUGGACCAUCCGCCCCGGCGCAGCAACCUGCGGGAGGUGCAGCCCCCGCUGCUGCUGGUGGUCCUGCAGCGUUUUCUCCUCCGGAAAGAUCUUCAGGUGGUAGUGCAAGCAGCGUCGCACCAGCAUCGUCGGAACAGGAAGUGAGAGCUCGUGCGGAGAAACAAGAGCAGGAAGCACGGGACCGUGCGGAAAGAGAGGCCAAGGAGCAAGCGGACAAAGAGGCGAAAGAGCGCGCGGACCGGGAGGCUAAGGAACGCGCGGAAAACGAAGAGCGUUUGCGGGCGCAAGCAGGAGCUGCAAUACCGCAAACGACCUUGCCGGGCAUGGAAAGUCGAUCUUCGGCUCUAGCCGCGCCGGCGCCAAAACCGCCGGUUUCUCCAAAGCGGCCUUCCGAUGACGACAUAUGCAUCGCAAAUGUAUUCAUUGUGAUCUACGUACUUCUUCAAAAAGACAAACAGAAUCUGUCAUGCGUAUUCAGGUGAGAGACCAGAUCAUACAACCGGGAUCAUAUUUUUGCGAUGCAUACGACAGUUCCUCCGACAACGACAGUGACGACGAGCCUUCGAGAACAGCUGCCCCGAAGCAUCUCGCCGGCUCUGCCGCGAGUCGAGCCAAGUCGUUCGGGAAGUCCAAACCAAAGGCGAAAGCGGAGUCGGGGGGCGGCGGGACGAAUGGGAGGCUCUACCAUACUCGGCAAAACAGAAGGUUCUUACAGCGAAACGCAAUGCAGCAAUCUGAUGACACCACCAGCGGAUCUUCCGACGCUUGAGGCAACAAGAGAUUGACGGAAAUUCGAAAUUCCUUAACUCUAAAUCUAAAAUCACGGACACUGUGUUGUCAGGACAAUCAAAGUUAGUAAUUGGAUGACCAUCGAAAUGCCGAGCGAAGAUCAAUCAGCAUUUGUUUCCCUCCUUCCUAAGAAGUGCACAGCUUCUGUGAAAAACAACAGCGCGGAUCAACAGCAUUAUUUUGGAAGUAAUGUAUGAAUAGACUCUGAUGAUCCGAAGGCGAGGUGCCGCGGUUGAUGUGGCCAGCACAAUUAUUUCGAUUACGAUUUUAUUCCUGUUCCGCAACCUGGUAUCCUUAUGGUAUUGUACGGAAGCCAUGACUUUGUCAACCGGCCAACGAAAUCCGGGCGGCCGGACGACUAACUCGGGAUUGUAAGAGGAAGAGAUUUCUCCAUAGGCCUUUCGUCAAAAUUCCGUAACCUUAAAUGCACCUCGGAUGCCGUGUCGUCACAAUAAAAAUGAA